Molecule: messenger RNA, 480 nt
Organism: Penicillium antarcticum
Lineage: Eukaryota; Fungi; Ascomycota; Eurotiomycetes; Eurotiales; Aspergillaceae
Exons: 4
Coding region: 1-480 (159 amino acids)
Source: RefSeq, a predicted model, not a curated record
AUGCUAAUUCAGGUACAUACGACCAGAGGGUGUGGAGAACAGGGCUUCCCGUCCGCUCAGCCGUACUUAAGCCCAUUAAUCUACGCGGCCAAUUCUCGAGGCGCCCUGAAAAUUAAAAUAGAGAAAAAAAAAUGUCUUAGGAGAGCUCUUAAUAAGCGUAUUGCACUUGCCGCAUUACGUGGCUUCACUUACGAAUCUAACUCCGCAAAUCUUGAAAUCUUUUGCGGAGGAUUAUAUUGCAACAAGAAAAAAACUUCCUUCACAGAAGACUACUUAUCUAAAUUUUAUCAGCUUCACUUCGAGAUAGGAGCGAGAAACCUCUCGCUCCCUUCCUCAGAACAUCUAAUUCUUGGGAUGAAUUUUGUUUUUUGGGUGAUAGUGCAUGGCAUAGCUAACGGUGCUUUUAAAGGCCUUAGUACUAUAGCAGAGGUUCUGAAUGCAAAGCCACCUAAGGGUAGAGAAUCAUAUACGCUUAAAUAG